AUGCAGAUUGUUUUCUUUACCCCUUCUAGAGUCUCUGGUAAGAAGAGUGAAAACAAAGAAGCCAAGAAGGCUGAAGAGCCCAAAGUCAGGAAGAAGCCUGGGCCCAAGCCUGGCUGGAAGAAAAAGCUCCGAUGUGAGAGGGAGGAGCUGCCCACCAUCUAUAAGUGUCCUUACCAGGGCUGCACAGCUGUAUACCGUGGGGCUGAUGGCAUGAAGAAGCACAUUAAGGAGCACCAUGAGGAGGUCCGGGAGAGGCCCUGCCCACAUCCUGGCUGCAACAAGGUAUUCAUGAUCGACCGAUACCUGCAGCGACAUGUGAAGCUCAUCCACACAGAGGUACGCAAUUACAUCUGUGACGAAUGUGGGCAGACCUUCAAGCAGCGGAAGCACCUUCUUGUCCACCAGAUGCGUCACUCAGGAGCCAAGCCACUGCAGUGUGAGGUCUGUGGGUUCCAGUGCAGGCAACGAGCAUCCCUCAAGUACCAUAUGACCAAACACAAAGCAGAGACUGAGCUGGACUUCGCCUGUGACCAGUGCGGCCGGCGGUUUGAAAAGGCCCACAAUCUCAACGUGCAUAUGUCCAUGGUACAUCCUCUGACCCAGACCCAGGACAAAGCCCUGCCUUUGGAAGCAGAGCCCCCGCCUGGGCCCCUGAGCCUCUCUGGGACCAUGGAGGGUCAAGCUGUGAAGCCUGAGCCUACCUGAGAACUGCAGGCGGAACACUGAGCAUGUUGAGCCGACUGAACUCAGCAGGUGUGAUGUGAGGUGUGAAGACAUUCCUGUGCCUCACUGCCCUGCUGGCAGAGUUCCGCCUGCUCUGUGGACCCCUCGCUGUACUCCACCUCACAUCCAGCAGCCUUAUGUUGGAGGGCACCUCUCUCAGGGUGAGGGAGGUGGGCUUGGUGUGUACUUCAGCCUGCUGUGGUACCAGCAGUUUAUUUUCCUAUGGACAGUGAGCAAUUUAAGGCCAGACACAAAUUAUGAAUAAUUAAUUUUUUUCCUAACUAGAGCAAUCAAGGAGAUUUGUAAUCUACUUUCUAGUGUAACAAGAGCUCCAUGUUAUGCUUGCAAUAAAUUAUUCACAAAGGUG
Molecule: messenger RNA, 1090 nt
Organism: Peromyscus maniculatus bairdii (prairie deer mouse)
Lineage: Eukaryota; Metazoa; Chordata; Mammalia; Rodentia; Cricetidae
Source: RefSeq, a predicted model, not a curated record